Messenger RNA from Morus notabilis, 2206 nucleotides. Its product is annotated as synaptotagmin-5. Gene Ontology annotation, cellular component: endoplasmic reticulum. The coding region runs from base 349 to 1923 and encodes 524 amino acids. The record is from RefSeq and is a predicted model, not a curated record. Lineage: Eukaryota; Viridiplantae; Streptophyta; Magnoliopsida; Rosales; Moraceae. Gene Ontology annotation, molecular function: lipid binding. The transcript has 12 exons.
AUUGAAUUCAUGAAUUGGAUUAUAAAGGAAAGAAAUUGAAGGCUCUUCUGGGCAUGGCCUACCAGUCUUGAUUGCUUUCGGUUUUUGUGUCGAAAAUCCAAUAUCUUGAUGAAGCCGAGAGCGGCCUUUUAAAACCCGAUUGAGAUUAUAACGCACAAAACGAAUUCUGUUUCUCACACUUACUAAAAAACUAAAAAAAGAAAAAUUCAUAUUGAAUAUUCAUAAAUGCGCGUCUUAUUUUCCUUCUGAUUUGAUAAUAUUUUUUCUCUGAUCCCUAAUCUUCACUGACUUUUCAACGCUCGCUCUCUCUCCUUUCUAUUCACUGAUUGCGUUUCGGAAUUUGCGAAAAUGGGGCUGAUUUCGGGGAUUCUUAUGGGGAUGAUCAUGGGGAUCGCGUUAAUGGCUGGAUGGCGUCACAUGAUGAGGCGACGCAGCACCAAGCGAAUUGCCAAGGCAGUUGAUAUAAAACUCCUUGGGUCUCUUAACAGAGAUGAUUUGAAGAAAAUUUGUGGAGAUAAUUUUCCUGAAUGGAUUUCUUUCCCUGUCUACGAACAAGUGAAAUGGCUGAACAAGCAACUCAGUAAAUUGUGGCCAUACGUUGCAGAUGCAGCAGAAUUGGUGAUAAAAGAAUCUGUUGAACCACUAUUGGAAGAAUACCGACCUCCAGGAAUUACUUCAUUAAAAUUCAGCAAAUUGUCUCUGGGUACUGUAGCACCGAAAAUUGAAGGAAUCCGUGUCCAGAGUCUUCAAAAAGGUCAAAUCAUAAUGGACAUUGAUUUUAAGUGGGGUGGUGAUCCAAGCAUCAUAUUGGGUGUGGAAGCUGCACUUGUUGCUUCAAUUCCAAUUCAGUUGAAGGAUCUUCAAGUUUUUACUGUUGUUCGUGUUAUCUUCCAACUUGCUGAAGAGAUUCCUUGUAUUUCUGCAGUUGUUGUUGCCCUGCUUUCCGAGCCAAAACCUAGAAUUGAUUAUACGCUAAAGGCUGUUGGUGGAAGCUUAACUGCCAUUCCUGGAAUUUCAGAUAUGAUAGAUGAUACUGUCAAUUCAAUUGUCACGGAUAUGCUUCAGUGGCCCCACAGGAUUGUUGUUCCAAUUGGUGGUAUUCCUGUUGAUACAAGUGAAUUGGAGCUUAAGCCGCAGGGAAAGCUUUCCUUAACAAUUGUGAAAGCUAACAACUUGAAGAACAUGGAAAUGAUUGGGAAAUCUGAUCCAUACGUUGUUGUGCAAAUAAGGCCACUGUUCAAGGUUAAAACCAAGGUCGUUGAAAACAACCUGAAUCCUGUCUGGAAUCAAACAUUCGAGCUGAUUGCAGAAGACAAGGAGACACAGUCUCUUAUUAUUGAGGUUUUUGAUCAGGACAUUGGGCAAGACAAGCGCUUGGGAAUAGCAAAAUUACCUUUGAUUGAGCUGGAAGCAGAAACUUUAAAAGAGUAUGAACUGAGACUGCUAGCGUCACUCGACACGCUGAAAGUGAAGGACAAGAAGGACAGAGGAACUGUUACAAUCAAGGUCUUGUAUCAUCAGUUCAACAAGGAAGAGCAGCUGGCUGCACUGGACGAAGAGAAAAGAAUCCUCGAAGCAAGAAAGAAACUUAAAGCUGAGGGCGUUAUAGGAAGCACAAUGGAUGCUCUUGAUGGAGCAGCAUCCCUUGUUGGUUCUGGUGUUGGGCUGGUUGGUACCGGUAUUGGCACUGGAGUUGGACUUGUGGGAAGUGGUAUUGGCACUGGAGUUGGCCUUGUGGGAAGUGGCAUUGGUACUGGUGUGGGGUUAGUUGGAAGCGGGCUUGGAGCCGUAGGUAGUGGCCUGACCAAAGCAGGGAAGUUCAUGGGCAGGACUAUCACAGGGCAAUCCAGCGCUUCUCGGAGGAGUGGCUCCUCAACUCCAGUUAAUAGCAUCCAAGAAAAUGGCGGUGCAAAGCCACGAUAGUACUAGUUCCUGUAAAGCCGCUGCUUUACUGUGCAAAUGGAUCUUUGUGUUCUGUCUGCAUUAGUGAUUAGGUUGAAUACAAUAUUAUGCUGGUUUUAUUGUUAUAGAGUAUACUCUUCUGCUGUUCAAUCUACUAGUUUGGAACUUCAUGGAUAGAAAGUGGUUAUUCCGUCACAAUCUUUCAGAUGUAUCAUCCUGUAUUCUUGUUUAUGUUCUACUUGAUGAAAUGUGUAAUAAAACUUUAAGUUGUACAAAUGUUUCCUUCGAGAUUAUUUUCACCUUA